Messenger RNA from Saccostrea echinata, 2581 nucleotides. Its product is annotated as thioredoxin domain-containing protein 6-like. The transcript has 27 exons. The record is from RefSeq and is a predicted model, not a curated record. Gene Ontology annotation, molecular function: nucleoside diphosphate kinase activity. The coding region runs from base 38 to 2470 and encodes 810 amino acids. Gene Ontology annotation, biological process: CTP biosynthetic process; UTP biosynthetic process; GTP biosynthetic process. NCBI's taxonomy places the organism in Eukaryota, Metazoa, Mollusca, Bivalvia, Ostreida, Ostreidae.
AGGCGUUGUGGAGGUAAAGAUAACAUAAAAAGUUAUCAUGGCUAGACGAAAGCAGGAAGCGCAGCUGCAGCAAGAAAUCGAAACGCAAGAGGAAUGGGAGGACAUGCUAUCCAAGGAGGGUCUUUAUGUUGUUGAUAUCUACCAAGAGUGGAGUGGACCUUGCACUUGUCUAAUUGCAAAUCUACGCCGAUUAAAAAAUGAACUUGGAGACGAGCUCCUUCAUUUUGCUGUUGCAAAAGCAGAUACCAUUGAUGCUCUAGAGAAAUACAGAGGACACUGUGAACCAUGUUUCCUUUUCUAUGCUGGAGGUGUUUUAGUAGCAGUUGUCAGGGGAGCAAACUCUCCAAAAAUUCUUAGAACCAUAACAGAACAGCUACAACACGAGCACAAAGUGAUAGAUGGGGGAGCUGAAAGGAAGGAGAUUAAGGAUCCAUACAUUGCUCAGAUGGAGUCUCAGGAAAAACUUGACGAGGAGGAGGAGGAGAAAGAGGAAGAAGGCCAGAAGAUGAAGUUUAAGGGAGAAAUAAUUAAUUAUGGGGACUCGGAUGAUUUGUUGCCUGGCUCAGAGGGUAAGAAAGAAAUCACGGUGUGUCUUAUCAAACCUGAUGCUGUUGCUGCAGGCAAAGUGCCAGAGAUUGUUGCUGAUAUUGAGGCACAUGGUAUUGAGAUCCUAAAGAAUGAAGAACGUCACCUGACAGAGGAUGAAGUAAGACAAUUCUACAGCCAUCUACAAGAUGAGUCGUUUUUCGAUGACUUUGUCAAGUUCAUGACCAGCGGAACCUCCCAUGUUCUGGUUCUGACCAAGGGUAGAACAGGAGAGAAUAUCAUCAGUGAAUUCAGAGAUCUGAUUGGUCCAACAGAUGUGGAGGAAGCUAAGGAGGCUCAGCCUGAAAGUUUGAGAGCCAAAUAUGGUGAGAAGGCAUUCAUGAAUGCUCUCCAUGGCAGCAGUUCAGAAGAAACGGCAAUGAGGGAGCUAGCAUUCUUCUUCCCAGACUAUGUUGUCCCUGAAUCAGAAGGAAAACCCAAAGUACAGAGAACUUUGGCACUCAUCAGACCUGAUGCAUUCAAAAACCACAAAGAUGAAAUUCUGGCCAAUAUAAAUGAGGCUGGAUUUAAGGUGGCUAUGCAGAAAGAGGUGCAACUUACGAAGGAGAUGGCAGAAGAUUUCUACAGAGAGCAUAAAGACCAGGAUUACUUUGAGGAGCUCGUUUUAAGGAUGACAAGUGGUCCAGUCCUAGCUCUUGGUUUGGCCAGAGAGGAUGCCAUUUCAGGAUGGAGACAUAUGUUGGGGCCCACUGAGGUAGAGAAGGCUAAAGCAGAGGCCCCAGACAGUUUACGAGCCAAGUUUGCAUUAGACGACACCAAAAUCAACAUGCUGCAUGGUUCUGAUUCUGAAGAAACAGCCAAGAAAGAAUUGGAAUUCUUCUUCCCAAUGCAACAGACAGUAGCAGUGAUUAAACCUGAUGCAGUGGGCACUAAAGAUGAAAUUAUCGACAGAAUCCAUGAAUCUGGAUUUAAGAUUGCAGCCACCAAAGAACAACAGUUGACUAGAGAGCUUGCAGAGGAGUUCUAUGCAGAUCACAAAGGAAAAGAUUACUAUGAAGAUUUAGUAGAACACAUGACCAGUGGACCUACAUAUGUUAUGGUGCUAUCAAGAGAAGAUGCCGUCCAAGGAUGGAGGGAAAUAAUUGGUCCCACAGAUCCCGAGAAGGCUAAGGAAGAAAAUCCAGACUCAUUACGUGCAGCAUAUGGAAAAAAUAUUCUCAUGAAUGCUGUGCAUGGCAGCUCAACAGUCGAACAUGCCGAGACGUCCCUAAAGAAGAUAUUUGGUGAAUUGAAAUUUGGACCUGAUGGUUCGGUCUUAGCGGAUGAAGCUAUGGAAACAGAGAAGAGAGAGGGCGAGGAGGGCAUUGAGGAGGGUGAACGUGAGACAGAACAAAUACCAUCAGAAGAACCCACAGAAAAAUCACAAGAAGAACCUGUUACAACCUCAAAGCCUGAUGUAGAACAGACAGCCCCCGAGUAUCGAGAAGAAGAGAAAAAGGAGGAGGAGCCUCCAAAAGAAGAUGCAGUAAAACCAGAAGAAGAGUCAAAACCAACAGAGGAAGAGAAACCUGCGGAAGAGUCAAAACCAGCAGAAGAAGAAAAGCCAGCGGAAGAGUCCAAACCGGCAGAGGAAGAAAAACCGGCUGAAGAAUCUAAACCAGAAGAAGAGUCAAAACCAGCUGAAGAGUCAAAACCAGAGGAAUCAAAACCAGCAGAUGAGGCACCUAAAGAGGAACAAAAAUCAGAAUCACCUAAACCAGAUGAAGAACAGAAAGGUGAGGAGGCUAAACCUGAAGAGAGUGAACAAAAACCGGAACAAACAGAAAAAACAGAGGAACAGAAGCCAGCUGAGGAAGGAGAGAAGAAAGAAGAAGAAAAGACAGAGGAGGAAAAGAAAGAAGAAACACCAGCAGAACAAGGAUGAAUGCAGAAGAUAUUUUAAGGACAGUUAUUCAAUAUUAAGACAUUUUGAAAAAGACAUUCCAUCAAAGAAAUUUUUCAAUAUGAUUGAAGACCAAGAGAAUGAAGGAAAAAA